Messenger RNA from Orycteropus afer afer, 939 nucleotides. RefSeq names its product olfactory receptor 4K15-like. Gene Ontology annotation, cellular component: membrane. Lineage: Eukaryota; Metazoa; Chordata; Mammalia; Tubulidentata; Orycteropodidae. Gene Ontology annotation, biological process: G protein-coupled receptor signaling pathway. Gene Ontology annotation, molecular function: olfactory receptor activity; G protein-coupled receptor activity. The record is from RefSeq and is a predicted model, not a curated record.
AUGCAUCAGGAAAAUUAUUCCAGAGUAGCUGAGUUUGUGCUGCUGGGACUCUCCAGUUCCCAGGAGCUCCAAUAUUUCUUCUUCUUCUUUUUUAACUUGUUGUACAUUGCCAUUGUACUGGGAAAUGUCCUCAUUGUCCUCACAAUAAUUUCUGAACCUACCCUGCACACACCCAUGUACAUCAUGCUCAGUAACCUUUCUGUUCUUGAUGUGUUUCUGGCCACUUAUGCAACUCCCAAAAUGAUCCAUGAUUUCCUCCAUGAACCCAAGAUGAUCUCCUUUGAGGGAUGCAUGGCCCAGAUAUUCUUGCUCCAUGUUUUUGCCGGUGGUGAAAUGAUGCUUCUUGUAGCCAUGGCAUAUGACAGGUAUGUAGCCAUAUGCAAACCUCUCCAUUAUACAACCAUAAUGAACUUGUGCAGAUGUACAGGCUUAGUUGUGGGCUCUUGGGUCAUUGGGGUCUUGCACUCCCUGAGUCAGUUGGCUUUCACUGUAAACUUACCAUUUUGUGGCCCUAAUAGAGUGGACAGCUAUUACUGUGAUCUUACUUUGGUCAUCAAACUUGCCUGCACAGAUACUUACAUCCCUGAAGUGUUGAUGCUUUUGGACAGUGGUCUCAUGGGAGUGAGUUCAUUUUUGCUCUUACUUAUCUCCUACACGGUCAUCCUGGUCACAGUGCGAAGUCAGUCCUCAGUGGGCAUGGCCAAGGCCCGAAGUACCCUCACAGCCCACAUCACUGUGGUGACCCUCUUCUUUGGGCCAUGCAUUUUCAUCUAUGCUUGGCCAUUCAGUAACUUCCCAGUGGAUAAGGUUCUUUCUGUGUUUUCCACAGUUUUUACACCUAUAUUGAAUCCCAUUAUUUACACAUUGAGAAACAAAGAGGUAAAAUCAGCAAUGCAUAAACUGAAGACCAGAUAUGUAAGUUCCAGGUUCCCUUUCUAA